GGAAUACGAGUGGGGAUUAAGAUCAUGAGUAGUACAUAUAAGUCAUUACUCAAUUGUUUUAUUUCAGUUUGAACACAGCCAGACAGAGAAACAACAAUAAAAACCAGAAUAAAGCAUGAAGUCGUUACUUCUGGCACUCGGCCUAUCAAUAGUUUGCAGUGUGAACUCAUCACCAGUAACAAAGUUUGAUGUCGACAAAAACCAAUUAACGAACAAUCAUACACCAAAUUUUGGAGAUGCUGACAAAUAUUGCCAAUUGUGCCUUAAUGUGAUAAGCGGUUCAGAAAAGAUAAAUGAAUUGCCUGAAGAUAUGCGGGCACAGUUCGCUGUCGACACAGUGAGAUAUGUAUGUUAUUUUAUUGAUGAGUCAGACCUGAAACAGAAAUGCCACGAUUAUGUUAAUUCACAUGUGGACGACAUUCCAAAAGCGCUUCUGAUUGAUAAAAUAACACCAUGGGCAAUGUGCGUCAAUAUGACAUUGUGCGGAUCGAAUUCCACUGCAGAUGAUCUGAGUCAAAUCAAUAUUCCGCUUGAGUUUUCUGAAUCAAAUCCGGUGAAAAAUAAUAAUGGUGACGAUGCCAAUGAUAAGCCAAUCGGAGGCAAUCAAUGUACAUGGGGUCCAGCAUAUUGGUGUUCAUCCAAACAAGCUAUGGAAAAAUGCAAUACAUUUGACUAUUGUAAUAAAUGGGCUGUCAUCAAAGAUUCUACUUUUGGCCAACAUAAAAUUAUUUAAAGUGUUAACCGAUCAUUUGAAAUAAAAUUAUUAAAUACCAUUUUCCGUUUUAUCUUUAUCAUUGGUCUAACCAAUUUGGUUAUAGCUAAUUUGAACAUUUUGAAUGAAAU
Messenger RNA from Sitodiplosis mosellana (orange wheat blossom midge), 843 nucleotides. RefSeq lists its product as uncharacterized. The record is from RefSeq and is a predicted model, not a curated record. The coding region runs from base 116 to 733 and encodes 205 amino acids. The transcript has 4 exons. NCBI's taxonomy places the organism in Eukaryota, Metazoa, Arthropoda, Insecta, Diptera, Cecidomyiidae.